Messenger RNA from Culex quinquefasciatus (southern house mosquito), 1195 nucleotides. RefSeq names its product phenoloxidase-activating factor 1. The coding region runs from base 85 to 1041 and encodes 318 amino acids. Gene Ontology annotation, molecular function: serine-type endopeptidase activity. Lineage: Eukaryota; Metazoa; Arthropoda; Insecta; Diptera; Culicidae. The record is from RefSeq and is a predicted model, not a curated record. The transcript is spliced from 4 exons. Gene Ontology annotation, biological process: proteolysis.
UUCAAGCCAAACAGCACUGCUUUUGCUGUCUAGUCUUUAGUUAGCAUUGCACUAUACUGCAAGCGCAACGAAACUGAUUGUAAAAUGUUGAUUGUUGUGCAAAUAGUGAUGUUAUUUUUGUAUACAAAUUCCAUAGCAAGUCAAAGUUCAAUUCCCAGAUCUUACGAAGAUGUGAAACUCCAUCGAAAAGCUAAUCUGAUGCUGCUGCCUAAUGGUUCAGAAUGUGGUCCAGAUAGGAACAGCAAUCUUCGUAACUUGGUGACGCCAUAUGUCAUAAAUGGACAACCAACUAGUUUAGAUCAGUAUCCUUGGCUUGCACUCAUCAAGUAUAUCAAUGAAGAUGACGAAGAGCUGUUCCUGUGUGGCGGUUCUCUAAUCAACGAUCGUUACGUCCUCACGGCAGCUCACUGCAUCAACAAUAUGAUUGUCGGAGUACGGCUCGGAGAGUGGGAUCUUGACACUGACCCCGACUGCGUGGUCAAGAACAAGGUUCGUCACUGUGCCGAUCCGGUGAUAAACGUUGGAAUCGAGCGAAUCCUGCUGCACAAGAACUACACGAGACGACUGUCCAAGGGAGGUAAAAUCGAUAUGGCUUUGCUGAGGCUUGAUCGGGUUGUGAACUUCGGAAGAUACGUUGCGCCGAUUUGUCUUGAGAAAAGUUUGGCGGAAGGGGAACUGCCUGAUGGCCAGAUGAUGUACUUGGCUGGUUGGGGAACCACUGAGCAUGGCGAUGUAAGCAGACGGAAGCUGUACGUGGACGUUCAUAGCGUCAACUUGGAGGAGUGUCGCCGGUUGGUGAAUGCUCCGUUGAUCAAGAUCGACGAGACGUUGAUCUGCGCGUUAGGUCAGGACGGGAAGGAUUCGUGUCAGGGCGAUUCGGGGGGUCCUUUGAUGGAACGGAGGUCGUUGGAGGAUGGGAGGGUUGGGUAUGUGCUGAGGGGAAUUAUCAGUAAUGGGUUGUCUUGUGGAUCCACCAAGCCUGGGUUCUACACGAACGUGUACAAGCAGAUGGAUUGGAUUGUGUCUAAUCUGGAGCCCUGAUUUAAAAAGAUUUUAAAAAAUAUACCUCGAGAAUUCUCUGGCAUUGCAAUCAUUUUUAUUAAGCCCUUGACUUGUGUUUACCAAUACACUUGACCGUGAAAUCAUCAAUACUCAAUAAUUGUAAAUAAAAGUAUUGCAUUCGACUUUAUCAGCA